UUUACGCGGUUUCCUAUUUUUUGGAUUUGUCAUUCGAUGUAAUCACUGUUUUCAGUGAUAAAACUGGUCUGAUAGCCUAUUUGAUGUGUUCAAACUGUUCAUAUUGUGUUAUUGCUGUAUCAGAAUCAUAAAAAAACCUUUUGAACAGCAGCCAUGGAAACGCCUGCAACGAGAGGCCGCCAACAGCGAGACGUCGAACAAGAGAAACUGGAACAAGAAAAACAAGCAGAAAAGGAUAGAGAAGCAGACUUGCAAGAACUGUUGACAAAUCUCCAGGAAUGGAAGCGAAAAGUGAAAUUAGAAUAUAUGCGUCUUCGACAGUUUAAACGCCACAGAAGAGCAGAGGAAGUCAAGCAACUGUUUGUAUCAAAUCGGCGAGAAUUAAAUGAGAAGAUAGAGGAGCUUGAAAAAAGGAGGGAGCCCCGUCCAAGUCCUACCAUUAACUCUCCAGAGGUGCUAAAUAUGAUGCCGGUCACGAAAAAGUGUGAUGUGCAGAGCGGUCUAGCAUUCCCUGGCCAGAGUGUUCCCCUGAAGGUGCUCUACGCUGUUCGUUCCGGUGUCCCCACCAUGUACACAUGGGCUCCUUUGCAACAAAACUUCAUGGUUGAAGAUGAGACCGUCCUCCACAACAUUCCUUAUAUGGGCGAUGAGAUCCUCGACCAAGACAGCAAAUUCCUCGAAGAACUCCUCAAGAAUUACGACGGCAAGGUGCACGGUGACCGAGAGAAGGAGCUAUUCUUGGACGACGAGAUUUAUAUGAAUAUGAUCAAUAAUCUUCACGGGCAGUACAACGAUUUAUUAGAUAGGGCAGCAAGUGAAGGUAAAUGUGAAGGAGUUGUUAAGACAGACAUUCCACCCGAAAUAAUAUUCCAAGCAAUCAAUUGUAUGUUCCCGGAUAAAGGCACCGUUGACGUCCUCAAGGAAAAGUUCAAAGCCCUGGCAAAGAAAAGGGAUAAGGAGUUAACGAAUCUGAAGCAGAAUCUUCCACCUGAGUGUACGCCCAACAUCGAUGGCCCCAACGCUCAGUCAGUCGAGCGGGAACAGACCAUGCAUUCCUUCCAUACAUUAUUCUGUAGACGGUGCUUCAAAUACGACUGCUUCUUACAUCCAUAUCAUCCAACCCCCAGCAUGCUGACGCGAAAGAAGUCGGACACCAAGUCGGAUCCGGACCCGUGUGGACCGGAGUGCUUCCUUCAUGACCAUCCGCCACCACAAAACAAGGUGCAGAAAGAGCUGCCAAAAGAGCCGGAACCUGCCCCGACUAACGGCAAGAGAAAACGGGGCGCUCCUAGCAGCUCAGUCGCAUCCACAUCUGAUCUCUCGGAAAGUGAAGCUUCACAAGCCGAAUUUGUGGCGCCACCUCCAGUCAAAAGGAGCAAAUGCAAUGAAGAUUGGUCGGGGGCCGAGGAGUCGCUGUUCCGUGUGCUACACAACGUCUUUGCGAAUAAUUACUGCGCUGUGUCGACUGCUCUGCACACCAAGACAUGUAAUCAGGUUUAUGAGUUUGCUCAGAAAGAAGCUGAACACAUGCCUAAGGUUCAAGAAGACAGAGUCAGAACGCCCCCUAGGAAGAAAAAGAAGAAGCAUAGCGACUUCAGGCUGUGGUCGAUGCACUGCCGUAAAAUCCAACUGAAGAAGGAUAGCACGUCCAAUCACGUGUACAACUACCAGCCAUGUGACCACCCGGGCCAACGAUGCGAUGAGACUUGUCCAUGCAUCAACGCCCAGAACUUCUGCGAGAAAUUCUGCCAGUGCAGCUCCGAUUGUCAGAACCGUUUUCCUGGCUGCCGAUGUAAGGCGCAGUGCAACACCAAACAGUGUCCGUGCUUCCUGGCCGUCAGAGAAUGUGAUCCGGAUCUCUGUCAGACGUGCGGUGCUGACCAGUUCGAUACUAAGAAGAUCUCGUGUAAAAAUGUCAGUGUUCAGAGAGGACUGAGAAAGCAUCUACUCCUGGCGCCCUCCGAUGUUGCGGGAUGGGGCAUCUACCUCAAAGAAUCUGCCGAGAAAAAUGAGUUCAUAUCGGAAUAUUGUGGCGAGAUCAUAUCUCAAGAUGAGGCCGACCGCCGUGGGAAAGUGUACGACAAAUAUAUGUGCAGCUUCCUUUUCAAUCUCAAUAAUGAUUUCGUUGUUGAUGCAACACGCAAAGGAAACAAAAUUCGCUUCGCAAAUCAUUCGAUCAGUCCGAACUGUUACGCCAAAGUCAUGAUGGUCAACGGCGAUCACCGCAUCGGAAUAUUUGCCAAACGAUCCAUCGGGCCAGGGGAGGAGCUUUUCUUUGAUUACAGAUACGGGCCGACGGAGCAGCUGAAGUUUGUUGGUAUCGAAAGAGAGAGCGGAUUCCCGGUAUUGUGAGGAUCCAUGGACUAUAGGCAAUGAACUUUCAUCAUAGGAACCAUACCUUAAAUCUAAAUCUUAGGGUUCAUUCUGUUCGGUUCUGUCAGGUUUAAUAGAAAAAAUAGGUGUUUCGUUUUAAUCUCGAGUUUGCUCCAAGAUGUUGAGAAAUAUUGCAUUGCAUAUCACUCUAAUGUUCACUGCUGCUCUUUGAUUUUCACGAAACCUACCUCCGACGAAUCUGUACAUCCUGUUCCACCAUUUUUAUCCAUUCAAAACUUUGCAUCGAACACGACCACACCUGAAAUGUUGACGACACUGCAAGAUAGGUUUCCCAUACUAAAUGCACAUCAUUGGCAUGUCAGACAAGGUCGUAAAUGCCAUUUUUGUCGCAGCAGCCACUGCUGAUCCUGAGGGUAGGGUGAAGUUAAAGGUAAAACACUGGUAUAGGCAGCAUAGUAGAGAGUCAUGUUAAGUUUAUGGUUUUGGGGAAAACUGAAAAUGAGGUAGGUGUUCCUUACCGAAAUAGCAUGUCCCUUACUUCACGAGAGAAGGCUGAUGGCAUUGUCCAUGUACUAUAUGAAUGGCCCAAUAGGCAGUUAGACACAAUGGCUCCUGACUGAUUUUACAGUAGUUGUUGAGGUGAACACCCAAUUGCAUUUACUUUUGUACAUGUAUUAAGCGUUUUCUAAAACUUUUUCGUACCUAGACUAGUUCUUUUGUAUGAAUAAAA
Lineus longissimus is the source of this 3064-nucleotide messenger RNA. RefSeq names its product histone-lysine N-methyltransferase EZH2-like. The record is from RefSeq and is a predicted model, not a curated record. The coding region runs from base 154 to 2352 and encodes 732 amino acids. Gene Ontology annotation, biological process: heterochromatin formation. Gene Ontology annotation, cellular component: nucleus; ESC/E(Z) complex. Gene Ontology annotation, molecular function: chromatin binding; histone H3K27 methyltransferase activity; protein binding. The transcript has 17 exons. NCBI's taxonomy places the organism in Eukaryota, Metazoa, Nemertea, Pilidiophora, Heteronemertea, Lineidae.